GCAAGUCGUGAUUUCUAAAUCGGUUUUAAGAUUUCUCUAUGGAGAUGUAUGUAGCCCAUUUCAAAAAUUUUAACAAGAUUUCUACAAUCUACGGAUUAUCAUCCAUUAUUCAUCAUUCCUUUUUUUGUGCACAGCGCAAUUAAAUUUUUCUAUGCAUAAUAAUAACAUCGAAAAAUUUACAAAUCCAUCGAAUUUUAUGCAGUUAUAAAUAUUCAAGUGGCAUUCUCUCAUGCGUAAUUUGGAUGCCGCUUUUAACAAAAAUUGCUAUUUGUGAUUUGCACAUCAAUUUUAAGAUUUCUCGAGGUUCAGUAAUAGACGAUUUCAGAAAUUUUAACAACACUAUUUCAAAUUUGGUGCACAAUCAAUUAAAUUUUUACAUAGAUAAUAACCACAUCUGAAACUCUGUAAAUUUCAGAUUACAAUAUUACAUUAUCUCCCCCGUGAAUUGCCCCAUUGUAAAAAUAACUUUUUUUUCAUUUCAUCCUCUGCGCCGUGUUAUUAUUUUGUAAAAGUUCGUAAAAUUAUGUUACAAAACUUAUGCAUUUUACAAAGUUACCAAUGACUGCGUGAAUUGCCUUAUUAAAAAAAAUUAUAGAUGGUUAUGAAAUACGAGUGAUCUUUUCUCAUUGAGAUUUUCGAGGGGGUUGAACAUCCGUCACUUUUUUGACAGACGUGAAGGCGAUUCCAUAUUUGGAGGGAGGGGCAGUUUUGACAUAUUCACCAUUUCGUACGAGCUGACUUUGACGGUCGUGUUGCUGUCCACGGUUAAAAAUGUGGUAAAGUCAGACACACAUUCGGUGAUGGUAUAGAUUUGGUAAUAACUUCUAUACCGGAUUGGUAAUAGUUUGAUUCUGAGUGGUAAGUUUUGUAAUUCCCGUUAUUACCGUGGCAGUGAAGUCAUAUAUGCACUCUCGGGCUGGUGAUGACUCAAUACCGUUUUGCUAAGAGGGUUGUAUUAGUUUGCUAAAAUUUACUAAAAUACAAAGAAAAUUGUAAGAAAAUGAUGCAAAAUUGAUGAAAAGAUUGAGAAAAUUUGUGUGAUUUCUGAGCCAAUAAGAAUUUUUAAAUGGUAUUAAAAUUACUAAUUAAAAUAUAGAUAACACUCCUCGGUUGAUUGUGUAUUAUGUGCUACAUAACUGGUUUUUCAAAGCCGUAUUUUCUCUCCCCGAAGCACCAUUUGAUUAAUGAAACGGUCAAAAAAGAGAUAUGUGCAUAUGUGAAACAAAUGGAUAAGACAACUUCAACCACGAUUUGUGAAUCAUGAUCAUUUGCUUAAAAUAAUUAAUCGUCAUUUACGUAGUGCUAGGUAAUUUUGUAAAACCCGUAAAUUUGUAAAAUAAUAUUUGUAAAAGCUGUAAGUAAAAGUUUGAAAGUUGACGGAAUCUACUGAACUGACAAAGUUACCAAAAACUGUGCAUGUGCACAAAACUGUGCUAUCAUUAGUUCAUUUCCAAAUUUAGAUUGAAAAACAUUUCGCAAAUUUCUGGGAAAUUGUGAAAUAGAAAAAAAUGCAAUUAUUUACUUCUCUCGAAUUAUUAUGCAUUACGCAUCGUUGAAUUACAAUGGGUAAGUAUUUACCUAUCGACUAAUUGUUUACGCCUCAUUUUCACCUGACCAUAUUGUCCCUUUGUUUUACAAAUAUUGUGACUCACAAUUUGUGAGCAUGAGGAGUGAAAUCGGUAGAAAUACGAUAUCUUGUCUGGAAUGGAAUGAAAUGAAUGCUUAUAACAAAUUAAUACUUAAAAAGCGCACCUUUGAUGUUGAGGCAGGCGAGUGAAACCAAGCGGUGACGAAUCGUCGCUUACGAAUUAUUAUCCCGGAAGAGGUAAAAAUUGGAACAAAAACAAAUUGGCCAUUUAAUAAAUAACCAGUUUCGCCUGGUCACCAAGUGUUCAGUUGAUUAUUAAGGUGGAAAGUUUGUAGUGCGAAAUUAUUAAGUAAUUUAUAACUUUAGUCAUGAAAAUUAGUGGAAUCUUGCUCGUUCUCGGUUUAAUUGCAGUCACCAUCAUUUCCGUCAGUGGGGAAGACGCUAAACUCAAACCUGCCGAAGACAGGAAACUUGAAAAAAGAUCGCCCGAUUCAGUGACCACGGGAGCAGAUACAUCUGCAAAGAAGGAAGAAUCGAAACGUGACAUUCCCGACACUCCUGCAGCCUCCACAGAUCCCGCUCCCGAGAAAAAGAAGAAACGCAAGAAGAGAAAGUUUUUAGCGUCUUCUCCAGAUGGCACGGAGGAAAAGAGAUCUGUCGUUGCCGUGGCCCCAGCGGAGGCCAGUUCUGCCAUACCCGCAGCGGUCGAAGGGCAAGAUGCCAAAAAUGUGAAACGAGAGGAUGCCGCCCAAGCGGUCGAAACGCAAGCGUCGUCGCCAGAUGUCAAAAGUGUGCCAGACGUAAAACGAGAAGACGCCGUUCAAGCGGUCGAAUCCCCGCAAGCGUCCCCGGAUGUCAAAAGCGUGCCGGAGGUGAAGCGAGAGGAUGCCGUUCAAGCGGUUGAAGCCCCACAAUCGUCCCCAGAUGUUAAAAGUGUGGCGGAGGUGAAACGAGAGGACGCCGCCCCUGCGAUUCAAGCUGUUGAAGUACAACCAUCUCCAGAAGAAGAUAAAACUGGGGCCGAUGUUAAGCGAGAGGACGCCGUACUUCUUCCAGCAGUCGAAGUGCAACCGGUAUCUCAAGCAAUUGAAGAUGUUAAAAGCGGGGCGGAAGUGAAACGAGAGGACAUCGCCGUUCCCGUUACGCAAGCAGAACCCUCUCCAACCGCAAACGUAGGGGAGGAGGGCAAGGAUGUGAAGCGAGAGGAUACCUCCGCCCCAGUCGCAGUGCAAGAAGAAGAAUACGACGAUGACGCCCAAGCCCCUGUCGAAGUAGAGAAACGAUCCGAAGAUGAAGAUGGUUUAGCUUCAUCGAGAACGGGUGAAUUAAUUGAACGGAUUUACGAAGAGGAGCAAGACAUGAAACAAUUGAUGAAAACGAUUGUCCGAGAGGAAAAACAGAUGGAGAAAAUGCUACACAAAUUGGAACAAUUGGAGGAACGCGUCGAGGCGAAAGAUACGACACGUCACAGUAACAGACGCCACUCACGGUUUCGUCAUAAUUAAAAUGAAUUUUUGACCUUAUUUACGAAUGUAUUUAUUUAUGAGUGCGACUUAUUCUUUUUGGGUGUGGUGAUGCUUUAAUCUUAAUUUGUUCUACCUGAA
Messenger RNA from Folsomia candida, 3192 nucleotides. Its product is annotated as RNA polymerase II degradation factor 1-like. Lineage: Eukaryota; Metazoa; Arthropoda; Collembola; Entomobryomorpha; Isotomidae. The record is from RefSeq and is a predicted model, not a curated record. The coding region runs from base 1957 to 3093 and encodes 378 amino acids. The transcript is spliced from 11 exons.